Molecule: messenger RNA, 2225 nt
Organism: Dacryopinax primogenitus
Lineage: Eukaryota; Fungi; Basidiomycota; Dacrymycetes; Dacrymycetales; Dacrymycetaceae
Product: TPR-like protein
Exons: 7
Coding region: 1-2214 (737 amino acids)
Biological process (GO): spliceosomal complex assembly; mRNA splicing, via spliceosome
Cellular component (GO): U2-type catalytic step 2 spliceosome; precatalytic spliceosome; Prp19 complex
Molecular function (GO): protein binding
Source: RefSeq, a predicted model, not a curated record
AUGAGCGCGCAAGAAUCAAGAGCGCCUCGCGUUAAGAACCGGGCGCCCGCGGCGAUCCAAAUCACCGCAGAGCAGCUGCUACGAGAAGCUCAAGAGCGUCAAGAGACCGCAUUUCGCGCACCUAAACAGAGGGUAGAAGACUAUGAGGAGCUGCAUGAGUACCAAGGGAGGAAGAGGAAAGAGUUCGAGGACCGGAUACGGAGGAAUCGGAGUAGUAUGAAAGAAUGGGUACAAUACGCGACAUGGGAAGCAAGUCAGAAUGAGUUCGCCCGGUCAAGAUCGGUAUUCGAACGUGCUCUCGAUGUCGAGCCUACAGACAUCAACCUUUGGCUACGAUACACCGAAAUAGAGCUGAAAGCGCGCAAUGUCCAACACGCUCGAAAUCUGUUCGACCGAGCUGUUACUCUCCUUCCGCGAAUCGAUCAGCUAUGGUACAAGUACGUGUACCUGGAAGAGUUACUGCAAAACAUUCCUGGGGCACGGCAAGUAUUCGAGCGAUGGAUGAAGUGGGAGCCAGACGACAAGGCCUGGCAGGCGUACAUCAAGUUUGAGGAACGAUACGAGGAGCUCGACCGGGGAAGCGCGAUCUACGAGCGAUGGAUUGCUGUGCGUCCAGAGCCACGAGUGUGGGUCAAAUGGGGCAAGUUUGAGGAAGACAGAGGGAAAAUCGACAAAGCGCGCGAGGUAUUCCAGACCGCGCUGGAGUUCUUUGGAGACGACGAGGCGCAAGUCGAGAAGGCCCAGGCUGUGUUUGCCGCGUUUGCGAGAAUGGAGACGCGACAGAAGGAGUAUGAGCGCGCAAGGGUUAUCUACACGUUCGCCCUUUCCCGCUUGCCGAGAUCGAAGUCUCAGAGUCUGUACACUGCAUACACUCGGUUCGAGAAGCAGCACGGUGAUCGUGCGGGUGUGGAAUCCACUGUACUCGGCAAGCGACGAAUACAAUACGAAGACGAGGUUGCAGCCGAUUCAAAAAACUACGACACUUGGUUCGACUACGCGCGCCUGGAGGAGGAUGCAUACAGGGCAGAAGUCGAGGAAGACCCGAGUUACUCGCCGGAAAAGGUGAGGGACAUGUACGAGAGGGCGGUUGCUCAGGUGCCACCGGGCGGGGAGAAGCGACACUGGAGGAGAUAUAUCUUCUUGUGGUUGGGCUAUGCGCUAUUUGAGGAGAUAGAAACGAAGGACGUUGUGCGAGCACGGCAAAUAUACAAAACGGCGUUACAAUUGGUACCACACAAGCAAUUUACGUUCGCGAAGCUAUGGAUCCAGUAUGCUCGGUUUGAGAUCCGCCAGCUCGACCUGACGACGGCACGGAAGACGCUUGGGGCGGCCAUUGGUAUGUGCCCGAAGGAGGCAUUAUUCAAGGGUUACAUACAACUGGAACUGGAGUUGAGGGAGUUUGACCGAGUACGGACGCUGUAUGAGAAGUAUCUAGAAUUCGAUCCCUCAAACUGCGCCGCUUGGAUCAAGUUCGCAGAACUAGAGAGCACAUUGGGCGACUACGACCGCACGAGGUCAAUCUUCGAGCUGGCCGCCUCCCAGCCGGCACUUAACAUGCCCGAAGUUCUAUGGAAAGCGUACAUCGAUUUCGAGUUCGAAGAGGGAGAGCGGGAUCGUACACGGGCGCUGUAUGAGCGUCUGCUGGAGAAGACGGCGCAUGUGAAGGUGUGGGUGGCGUACGCUCUCUUCGAGGCGGCCACGAUGGAGAAUGUGGAAAGUGAGGAGGGACAUGCGGACCCCGAGAGGGCGAGGGCUGUCUUUGAGCGAGGAUACAAGGCCUUGAAAGACAAGGGGCUCAAGGAAGAGCGCGUCGUCCUCCUCGAAGCCUGGAAGUCUUUCGAAGCAGGUCAUGGAACUGAAGAGCAGCAAGAGAAAGUGCAGAACAUGUUCCCACAAGUCACUAAGCGGUGGCGGAAGGUGGACGAGUCUGGGACACAAGAAGAAUAUUGGGACAUGGUGUUCGCCGAUGACGAGAGAGAGGCUCAUCCUGCUUCCUUCAAGUUCCUGCAGAUGGCACAUGCAUGGGCGAAGCAAAAGCAAGCUGCGCCACUGCCGGUUCAGGAGGACUCCUCCGAAGACGAAGAUGAAGACGAAGAACGUGGCCAGGACCAGGAAGAGGACGAGGACCGGGAGGACGAACGUGUAGCUCAUUCCGCCUCCACAGCCCGCCGAUUAUCCCCAGAAGGUGAUGAAAGUGAUGAUGGGGAUGACUGAACUGACUCAGG